UGCCAUUAAAGGUAGCAUUCGGAUCAGUAUGAAGGAUGUGAUGGGAAUGGGAAAACAGGAACGUUCCUUGCCCCCGCCCCCCCCCUUUUUUUUCUUCCACCAAGUAGAAACAGAUCCAGUCCAGGUUUUCCGUUCGACUUCGUCUCUGAAUUUCGGCUGUGCACUAAGUAGCACGUUUCUCCCUCUCCCCUCCUUUCUCUUUUCCUCUAGCCUCCAGGAUUCCUCUUUUCCUAUUUCAGGAGGACUCUCUCACAGGCUCCCUCAGCCUGUGUGAAACUGAGGUUUCCUCUGGAACCCGUAUAUCCCCAACACAUACCUCCACGCAGACACAUCCCCAAGACCCGCGCUCGCACCGACACACACGCGCGCACACACUCGCGCUCGCCCGUCCACCUCCCUCCCGGGAGAGCCGGCGCGCGUCCCCACCUCCGCCGCACACUUCGGCCAGUCGAGCUCGCAGCGCUCUAGGAUUCUGCGGCUCGGAACUCGGAUCGCGGCUCGGAACCCUCAUGGUGGAUUUGGAAACAUUUCCUUCUCUCUCUCGUUCUGAUUGCACCCUUUUCGACCUGGGGGGCUAGAGGAGCCAGGCGGCUGCUCUCCCAGCCAGUCCCGGUUGGCUUGCCAUCUCCAUCUGGCUUAUAAAAGUUUGCUGAGCGCGGUCCAGAGGGCUGCGCUGCUCGUCCCUCUGGCGGGCUUUCGGCUCGAGGGGCAAGGUGAAGAGCGCACGGGCCGAGGGGCUGACCGAGCUGGAUUUGCAUGGUGCACCAUGCCUUCUUGGAUCGGGGCUGUGAUUCUUCCCCUCUCCGGGCUGCUGCUGUCCCUCCCGGCCGGGGCGGAUGUGAAGGCUCGGAGCUGCGGCGAGGUCCGCCAGGCGUACAGCGCCAAGGGAUUCAGCCUGGCGGACAUCCCCUACCAGGANNUUGCAGGGGAGCACUUACGAAUCUGUCCUCAAGAAUAUACCUGCUGCACCACAGAAAUGGAGGACAAGCUCAGCCAGCAGAGCAAACUGGAGUUUGAAAACCUCGUGGAAGAGACUAGUCACUUCGUGCGCACUACCUUCGUGUCCAGGCACAAGAAGUUCGAUGAAUUUUUCAGAGAACUCCUAGAAAAUGCAGAAAAGUCACUCAAUGAUAUGUUUGUACGGACCUAUGGGAUGCUGUACAUGCAGAAUUCAGAAGUGUUCCAGGACCUGUUCACAGAGCUGAAGAGAUACUACACUGGAGGCAAUGUGAACCUGGAGGAGAUGCUCAAUGACUUCUGGGCUCGGCUCCUGGAACGGAUGUUUCAGCUGAUAAACCCGCAGUAUCACUUCAGCGAGGACUACCUGGAAUGCGUGAGCAAAUACACAGACCAGCUGAAGCCGUUUGGAGAUGUACCCCGCAAACUGAAAAUUCAGGUCACCCGCGCCUUCAUCGCUGCUCGGACUUUCGUCCAGGGGCUGACUGUGGGCAGAGAAGUUGCCAACCGAGUUUCCAAGGUCAGCCCCACCCCAGGGUGCAUCCGUGCUCUCAUGAUGAUGCUGUAUUGCCCAUACUGCCGAGGACUCCCCACCGUGAGGCCCUGCAACAACUACUGCCUCAAUGUCAUGAAGGGCUGUCUGGCAAACCAGGCUGAUCUGGACACCGAGUGGAAUCUGUUUAUAGAUGCAAUGCUCUUGGUGGCAGAGCGACUGGAAGGACCUUUCAACAUUGAGUCGGUCAUGGACCCUAUAGAUGUCAAGAUCUCUGAAGCCAUUAUGAACAUGCAAGAAAACAGCAUGCAGGUGUCUGCAAAGGUCUUUCAGGGAUGUGGCCAACCCAAGCCUGCUCCAGCCCUCAGGUCUGCCCGCUCAGCUCCUGAAAAUUUUAAUACACGUUUUAGGCCUUACAAUCCUGAGGAAAGACCGACAACCGCAGCAGGCACAAGCUUGGACCGGCUGGUCACAGACAUAAAAGAGAAACUGAAGCUCUCUAAAAAGGUCUGGUCGGCAUUGCCCUACACCAUCUGCAAGGAUGAGAGCGUGACAGCGGGCACGUCCAACGAAGAGGAAUGCUGGAACGGGCACAGCAAAGCCAGAUACUUGCCUGAGAUCAUGAAUGAUGGGCUGACCAACCAGAUCAACAAUCCUGAGGUGGACGUGGACAUCACCCGGCCCGACACUUUCAUCAGGCAGCAGAUCAUGGCUCUCCGAGUGAUGACCAACAAACUAAAGAAUGCGUACAAUGGCAAUGACGUCAACUUCCAGGACACAAGUGAUGAAUCCAGUGGCUCGGGGAGUGGCAGUGGGUGCAUGGAUGACGUGUGUCCCACAGAGUUUGAGUUUGUCACCACGGAGGCCCCUGCCGUAGAUCCCGACCGGAGAGAAGUAGACUCUUCUGCAGCCCAGUUCGGCCACUCCCUGCUCUCAGCGUCUCUCGUCUGCAUUGUCCUGGCACUGCAGAGACUGUGCAGAUAAUCCUGGGUUUUCGGUCAGAUGAAACUGCAUUUUAGCUAUUUGAACAGCCAACUCACUUCUUUUCUUACACGCUUGGACAAUGGACCAUGCCACAAAAACUUACCGUUUUCUAUGAGAAGAGCAGUACUGCACUCUGCCUCCCUUUUUGUUUUCCCAAAGAGUAACGGGUGCCAGGCUGGACUGCUUCCUCUUUCCUUUGCUAUCUGUGGGAACCUUGUCUAUUCUAGAGAAUUCUUACUCAAAUCUUUCUACCAGGAGAUUUUCUUACCUUCAUUUGCUUUUAUGCUGCAGAAGUAAAGGAAUCUCACGUUGUGAGUCAUCCCCGCCCCCUCCCCUUUACAACUUGAAAAAAAAAGUAGGAAUAAUAUUCUUCAUAAAAUCAGGCCAAACCCCAAGACAACUGCAUUUUCAA
Myotis brandtii (Brandt's bat) is the source of this 2846-nucleotide messenger RNA. RefSeq names its product glypican 6 (gene GPC6). The coding region runs from base 767 to 2434 and encodes 555 amino acids. NCBI's taxonomy places the organism in Eukaryota, Metazoa, Chordata, Mammalia, Chiroptera, Vespertilionidae. The record is from RefSeq and is a predicted model, not a curated record. Gene Ontology annotation, cellular component: synapse; extracellular region; cell surface. The transcript is spliced from 9 exons. Gene Ontology annotation, biological process: cell migration; regulation of signal transduction; regulation of protein localization to membrane.